GCCGACUUGUCCGAGAAAUCACUGGCCUGAUCCCGGAAUCUUUGCAGCCUGAGGCUCAAACAUAAGCUAAGCCUAAAAUAAUUCACCCCGCCAUUUGUCCCAAAUUCUGGAGCUCGGCCGAGCUUCAAUUUCAACUUCACCAUCUCACCCCACCACUACUGUAUUGCGCCCAUUCUCCUACAGCCGCAGCAUCACUUCACCGCGAUUUCUUCAGCUUCACUAUUCUACCGAUCUACGAAGCUCCUGCAACACACUGGUUGUGAAUACACCUCCCGUGCCUGCCUGUCUUUCACCACAGCUGCCUGCAUACAAAUACUCCUGCAAACGGUCGCAGUAUACCACAGACACAGACUUGGAAUACUCCAACCCUCGAAUUUCCCUUCCUCCGUGCCCCCAAACUACAAACAAACAUUCAUAAUGGCCGAGACACCCAAGCCAGCUGCUUCCCUCGCGGAUCGCAUUGGCACUAAACCUCUCGAUGGUGGCUCCUCUUCCUUCACUCCAGGCACGAGUUCUUGGGCCGACGAGGUCGCAUCGCCAGUAGUUGAGCAAAAGAAGUCAGAAUCAUCUCUCGGUGAUGCGCAAGGUGAUGGUACCGUCGAACCUCUUGGUGGAUCUGGUCUUCACGAUGCCCAGUACGAGGUCGAGGUGAAGCUGAGCGACCUUCAGGGCGAUGUCAACAGUCCCCUGUUCUCCAUCAAAACAUUUGAGGAGCUGGGAAUCUCCCAAGAAGUUUUGAAGGGCAUGUAUGGCAUGAACUUCAGAAAGCCCUCAAAGAUCCAGGAAAAGGCGCUCCCUAUCCUACUCAUGAACCCUCCCCAAAACAUGAUCGCCCAAUCACAAUCUGGAACCGGCAAGACUGCCGCUUUUGUCAUAACAAUUCUAUCCCGCCUGGACUACACCCGACCAAGCCAACCACAAGCUCUUUGCCUUGCUCCGAGUCGUGAGCUUGCGCGUCAAAUCGAAGGAGUUGUCAAGACCAUUGGUCAGUUUGUGGAAGGUCUUACAGUCCAGGCCGCUGUUCCUGGAGCCAUGGAGCGAAAUACUAAGGUUCAGUCGAUGGUCGUGGUUGGAACUCCAGGAACUGCUAUGGAUCUGAUCAAGCGAAGACAACUGGACGUUUCGAAUAUGAAGGUUCUUUGCUUGGAUGAGGCCGAUAAUAUGCUGGAUCAACAAGGUCUUGGUGAUCAGUGCCUGCGUGUCAAAUCCAUGAUUCCUAAGAUCGACCAAAUCCUCCUCUUCUCUGCCACCUUCCCAGACGAGGUCAUGACCUAUGCACAGCAAUUCAGUCCCGGUGCCGCCGAAAUCAAGUUGAAGCGUGAUGAGCUCACAGUUGGAGGUAUCAAACAAAUGUACAUGGACUGCCCGUCAGAUGAAGGAAAGUACGAUAUCCUCGCCCAAUUAUAUGGUCUGAUGACCAUCGGAUCCUCUAUUAUUUUCGUCAAGAAACGAGAAACCGCGAGCAGAAUUGCCGAACGCCUGACUGCCGAUGGACACAAAGUUGUUGCUAUCCAUGGUGCCUUCGACGGAAACGACCGUGACAAUAUCUUACAGCAAUUCCGCUCUGGUCAGGCGAAGGUUCUUAUCACCACAAACGUUCUCGCUCGAGGUAUUGACGUAUCAUCCGUCUCCAUGGUUAUCAACUAUGAUAUACCCAUGAAGGGCCGCAUGGACGACUCUCCAGAUCCAGAAACCUACCUCCACCGUAUCGGUCGAACAGGACGAUUUGGACGUGUGGGCGUCAGUAUAUCCUUCGUCUUCGACAGAAAGAGUUUCAAUGCACUCUCCGAGAUCGCCCAGCAUUAUAAUAUCGACCUUAUUCGACUGGAUCAGGAUGAUUGGGAUAAGACCGAGCAUAUCGUCAAGACAGUUAUCAAGUCUAGCCGUGCUGGUACCAAUCUUCAAAUUUAACAGGGCAAUGAUUAUUUCAUGAAUGUAUUUUGCAUCACAAAAAGUGGGGCGGGCGUUGCGUUGCUUUCUAUAGACAUAUGGGCCAAAAUUUACCACUGGGGGCAAUUGAAGAUGAGAUUGACAUAAUGCCUGGGGGAGGCUCUGUAUCUGCGGAUGGAAGGGGGACAUUUCAAGAGCAUUGCGCUGCCUAAAGCAGAUGCACCGAUACCAUGAAUUAAGCGAUGCCAUUCGAGCGUUUGAGUUCGGCAGAAUCCUCCGAUCCUAAAAGCUUUCGAGAAGGGAUAUGAAAAUACAUCCCCAUGACUGUAAGUAGUGAUAACUUCUCCUUCAACUAGAAGCAAGUACUUCAUGUCAGAGAAGGAUUAUGCUGUGUCCAGGAUAGGGCGAGCCUACGAAUUCCCACCAGAGGGUCUAAG
Molecule: messenger RNA, 2327 nt
Organism: Cadophora gregata
Lineage: Eukaryota; Fungi; Ascomycota; Leotiomycetes; Helotiales; Ploettnerulaceae
Gene: DBP5
Product: RNA helicase required for poly(A+) mRNA export
Exons: 5
Coding region: 418-1911 (497 amino acids)
Biological process (GO): poly(A)+ mRNA export from nucleus
Cellular component (GO): nucleus; cytoplasmic stress granule
Molecular function (GO): RNA helicase activity; ATP binding; RNA binding
Source: RefSeq, a predicted model, not a curated record